AUGCCAUCCAAUCCCCGACCCCCACUGCCCUCCAUUCCAUCUGACUCGAAAAUAAUGUGGCCGCUGAUCAGCGCCGACCUCGACGAAUUUCACCCGGCCCCCAAGACGAAUCGAUUCGGGAAGAAGCUGCUGAAAGUCGCGCUGACUGGGGGACCAUGUGCAGGUAAAUCGACGGCUAUGGAAGAGCUAUGCGAACGCAUCGAUGAAGAAUUCGGCAACGAGUGGCAGGUCUUCAAAGCCGCCGAAGCCUCCAGUCUACUUUAUUCGGGCGGAGUGGCGCGUAGUCAACUGAAUGACAUCCAACUGGAGCAAUGGCAACUCGAUAUGCUGUCCAUGAUCAUCCGAAUUGAAGCCGUUUUCGAGAAAAUUGCCGAGAAUGAGCCCACGAAACACACGCUGAUUCUGUGUGAUCGCGGAGCCCUCGACCCGAAAGUAUUCACCCCGGAGCCAAUGUGGACCAACAUACUCAAAAAACUGCAAACCGACGAGGAAACGCUGUAUUCUCGCUACGAUCAGGUCAUUCAGCUUCAAACGGCACCGAGGUGCAACUACACAAAUAAGAACAAAUUCCGCCGGGAGGACUAUGAGCACGCAGCGAAGAUCAACAAGGAAUUCACCAGGGUAUGGCGCGAUCAUCCGAAUUUUGUGAAUAUUCUGGACAACAGGGAUGAUUCGUGGGAAGAAAAGAUGGCCGAGACAUGGCUUACGUUGAAAUCGACCCUGGAAAAGACGUCCGCCGAG
Molecule: messenger RNA, 741 nt
Organism: Mesorhabditis spiculigera
Lineage: Eukaryota; Metazoa; Nematoda; Chromadorea; Rhabditida; Rhabditidae
Source: the annotation of a GenBank genome assembly